GAUCGUCCAGUCGCGAAGAAUCGCAUCGUACGCAUCAAACGCAUCGUACGCGUUCUACAAAAGACAUGAAGGUCUUGGUCGUUUGCACGUUAAUGUUGCACCAACUUCAAAUCGCCGAACCUAUCGGCCGUCACCAAUGGCAGCAACAACCGCGGGAUCGUUUUCAAUUCGAAAGGCCGAUGGAACGCGUCGAUGAGAUACUUCGACCGUUGGAUCGGUCUCGUUUGAAAGAAGACAACGCGAUGCUGUUGCUCGAUCGACCGACCCCCGAACAAAGGAGACAGAUCGUCACCGAUUACCAGGAAUUAGAGUCGCCGGAGAGGAUACACGUUCAGACCAGAUCCUCUUGUUCCUGCGAGUCCCAGUACGAAAUGAUAGACCUAGGAGACGGUCAUUAUCCGAGAUACUUGCCCGUGUCGCGUUGCAAGCCGAAAACGUGCCAAAGCAAAUUUCAUUCUUGCAAAGCGCUACCUUACAUGGUGUACGUGCUGAGGUCCCGCGAAAUCAUCACACCGGCCAAGGACGACGAGAAGAUACCGGAAACGCCGUUGCCCGAAUCUCUCCGACACAAGUGGCAGCUGAAACCGAUCACGAUUUCGGUCGCCUGUGUGUUAGCCUAACGCCAUACACGUCGACCGAACCGGCCAACCCCUUCGCACCGAACGACUAACGCGCUUUUAAUAUCCCCGCGAGUCGUCGUAAAACGCGGCGACAUCAAACUUCCAUUUCAGCCAUUGCGUCCGAGCAAUGUUCCAUCGCGAAAGCCGCUUUACGACUUUUCUUUCCAUCAUCGAUCGAACGACAAUGCUUCUCUCAAUUUCCAGUCAGAUUCAAUGGAAUUGAAUAACAAAGAUCGAUGGUGACCAGACGUGGAAGCGUGGAGGCCGGGUUUACGUAUUUCCUCCUGAAUGGUAAACAAGAAGAAGAGUUACGGGGAAGGAAGGAAGGAAGCAUAAGGGCAGGUCCGAGCGCUAUAUGGCCACUCGAAACCGUGUUUACAGUGCAUCUUCCGAAGGUUUACUUUACCCUUUACCCAUUCACGAUAAAGAGUACUCCGCUUCCGUUAUCUCAUCUCGCCUGCUCGAUAACGCGCGAUUGACAGCUACUCGACUCGCCUACUUUGCCGCAAACACAACCGCGCGAAUCGCGGUUAUUAUCUUUCUC
This is a messenger RNA of Osmia bicornis bicornis, 1164 nucleotides long. RefSeq names its product prothoracicotropic hormone-like. Gene Ontology annotation, molecular function: prothoracicotrophic hormone activity. The transcript has 4 exons. The coding region runs from base 66 to 620 and encodes 184 amino acids. Lineage: Eukaryota; Metazoa; Arthropoda; Insecta; Hymenoptera; Megachilidae. The record is from RefSeq and is a predicted model, not a curated record.